Molecule: messenger RNA, 2778 nt
Organism: Sorex fumeus (smoky shrew)
Lineage: Eukaryota; Metazoa; Chordata; Mammalia; Eulipotyphla; Soricidae
Product: protocadherin alpha-1-like
Biological process (GO): homophilic cell-cell adhesion
Cellular component (GO): plasma membrane
Molecular function (GO): calcium ion binding
Source: RefSeq, a predicted model, not a curated record
UAAAUUGCAAAUGAACUAAGACUACUUUGGAAGUCAGUGACUAAAUCUAAAAUCUACACCGGUAGCCACAUGAUGUCGCUGUACACCACAAAGUCUUAAAGGCAAUGAAGUGCGCUAUCUAAAAUUAUCUGAAGGAAACUCCAUUUUGUCACCGCCCCGAGAAGACAAAAAACGGUCGGAGAGGGAUUACAAAAGUAUGAAUCAGAAGAGCUUAAUUUCGAAGUGAAGUGGGAGAGUAACGGAGUGUGUGCUUUUGCGAUGCUGUUUUCUAGGCGAGGAAACAAGGGAGUCCCGCGUCUGCUGCUCUUCAUCCUGCUGGCUGCAGCCUGGGAGACGGGGAGCGGCCAGCUCCACUACUCUGUCCCCGAGGAGGCCAAGCACGGCACGUUCGUGGGCCGCAUCGCUCAGGACCUGGGGCUGGAGCUGGCGGAGCUGGUGCCGCGCCUGUUCCGGGUGGCGUCCAAGGACCACGGGGACCUUCUGGAUGUAAACCUGCAGAAUGGCAUUUUGUUUGUGAAUUCUCGGAUCGACCGCGAGGAGCUGUGCGGGCGGAGGGCGGAGUGUAACCUCCACCUGGAGGUGAUCGUGGACAGGCCGCUGCAGGUUUUCCAUGUGGAGGUGGAGGUGAAGGACAUUAACGACAAUCCUCCGGUCUUCAAAGAAACAGAACAAAGGUUAUUUAUUUUUGAAUCUAGACUUCUGGGUUCGCGCUUUCCGGUAGAGGGCGCUGCAGAUGCGGACGUUGGUGCCAAUGCCCUUAUAACAUACACCCUGAGCUCUAACGAUUAUUUCUCUUUGGAUGUUCAGGCAACUGAUGAAUUGAGUAAGUCACUUUCGCUUGAAUUGAGGAAACCUUUAGAUAGAGAAGAAAUGCCAGGGCUUCUCUUGUUAAUGACAGCCAGAGACGGGGGCAAACCAGAGCUAGAAGGUGCAGUUCAGCUGCUGAUCACUGUGCUGGAUGUUAAUGAUAAUGCUCCGUUGUUUACCCAGAAUGUGUACAGAGUCCACUUAUUAGAAACUGUGGAAAAUGGAACAUUAGUGACCACAGUAAAUGCCUCUGAUGCUGACGAAGGUGUAAAUGGAGAGAUUAUCUUUUCUUUUGGUGGUGACGUUCCUCCCGAUAUUAAAAAAAACUUCAAAAUCGAUGCCAUCUCAGGAGAAAUUAUGCUGACUGGUAGAUUGGACUACGAGGAAACAGACUUAUACGAAGUUCAGGUUAAAGCAGUUGACAGAGGUAGUCCACCGAUGGCAAAUCACUGUAAAAUUUUAGUGAAAGUACUGGAUGUAAAUGAUAAUGCCCCGGAACUGACUAUCACAUCACUUUCUUUGCCCAUCAGAGAAGACACUCCACCAGGCACGGUCAUUGCCUUGAUUCGUGUAUCAGAUCUCGACUCUGGUGCGAACGGGCAGGUGACUUGCACCUUAUCUCCUCGUGUCCCUUUCAAGCUGGUGUCCACCUUCAAGAAUUACUAUUCACUUUUGUUAGACAGCACCUUGGACCGCGAGAGCGUGUCCAACUACCAGGUGGUGGUGACCGCGCGCGACGGGGGCUCGCCCCCGCUGUGGGCCACCGCCAGCGUGUCUGUGGAGGUGUCAGACGUGAACGACAACGCGCCCGCGUUCACGCAGCCCGAGUACACGGUGUUCGUGAAGGAGAACAACGCGCCCGGCUGCCACAUCUUCACGGUGUCAGCGCGCGACGCGGACGCGCAGGACAACGCGCGCGUGUCGUACUCGCUGGUGGAGCGGCGGGUGGGCGAGCGGCUGCUGUCGAGCUACGUGUCUGUGCACGCGGAGAGCGGCAAGGUGUUCGCGCUGCAGCCGCUGGACCACGAGGAGCUGGAGCUGCUGCGCUUCCAGGUGAGCGCGCGCGACGCGGGCGUGCCGCCGCUGGGCAGCAACGUGACGCUGCAGGUGUUCGUGCUGGACGACAACGACAAUGCGCCCGCGCUGCUGCCCACGGGCGCGGGCGCAGGCUCGCUGGGGGGAGCGCGCAGCGAGCUGGUGUCGCGCUCGGUGGGCGCGGGCCAAGUGGUGGCGAAGGUGCGCGCCGUGGACGCCGACUCGGGCUACAACGCGUGGCUGUCGUACGAGCUGGCGCCGGCGGCGGGCGGCGCGCGCAGCCCGUUCCGCGUGGGGCUGUACACGGGCGAGAUCAGCACGACGCGCGGCCUGGACGAGGCGGACGCGGCGCGCCAGCGCCUGCUGGUGCUGGUGAAGGACCACGGCGAGCCGGCGCUCACGGCCACGGCCACCGUGCUGCUGUCGCUGGUGGAGAGCGGCCAGGCGCCCAAGGCGUCGUCGCGGGCGGCGUUGGCCGGCGCGGCGGCGGCGGCGGGCCCUGGCGCGGCGCUGGUGGACGUGAACGUGUACCUGAUCGUGGCCAUCUGCGCUGUGUCCAGCCUGCUGGUGCUCACGCUGCUGCUGUACACAGCGCUGCGCUGCUCGGCGCCGGCCCGCGAGGCUGCGUGCGGGGCUGGGAAGCCGGUGCUGGUGAGGCCGAGCGCGGUGGGGAGCCGGUCGCACUCACAGCAGAGAAGGCAGAGGUGUGCUCUGGGGAGGCUCCGCCCAAGACCGACCUCAUGGCCUUCAGCCCUUGCCUGUCUCCAGGACUGAACACGUCGGAAGAAAAUGAAUGCCUAGAAACAAAUUCAGACCUCUCCAUUCAUCCGCGGCAGCCCAACCCUGACUGGCGUUACUCUGCGUCCCUGAGAGCCGGCAUGCACAGCUCUGUGCACCUGGAGGAGGCUGGCAUUCUACGGGCUGGGCCAGGCGGCC